Molecule: messenger RNA, 1934 nt
Organism: Vicia villosa (hairy vetch)
Lineage: Eukaryota; Viridiplantae; Streptophyta; Magnoliopsida; Fabales; Fabaceae
Exons: 6
Coding region: 124-1728 (534 amino acids)
Source: RefSeq, a predicted model, not a curated record
UCUCUUCUCUUUCUCUCUCUCUCUCUCUCUCUCUCUCUGUCUCCUCAAAGUUAGGGUUUACGUUCUGUAAUUUUCUGUCUUCGAUUUGUCUUCUCGCCACUCCAAUUUCCGAUUUUCCAAUUGAUGGUUCAGUUUAUGGGUUUAAGGGAUCACGGUUCUGAAUCCAAGGUCAAUUUCGUGAUCGAAGAUUCGCUCGAAGAAGAACACGCUCCUCUCAACAAGCGUUGCAAACAAUGGAGUAGUUUAAAUGGUCCAUGUUUCAGUUUUCCUUCUCAAGAUCAUAACAUACUAGAUGAGCCUAGCCCUUUGGGUUUACGUCUUAGGAAGAGCCCUUCGCUGUUAGAUUUGAUUGAAUCGAAGCUCUCUCAAGGGGAUAAGUCUGUUUCAAAUGCAAAGGACGAUAAUCUUAGCUCUGGAGUGAAAAAGGAGAGCCGGGGUCCUGUUGAAAGGCUUAAGGCUUCGAAUUUUCCAGCUACGGUUUUAAGAAUUGGUUCUUGGGAGUAUAUCUCAAAACAUGAGGGUGAUUUAGUGGCGAAGUGUUACUUUGCCAAACAGAAGCUUGUUUGGGAAGUUCUUGAGGGUGAGCUGAAGAGUAAAAUCGAAAUACAAUGGGCAGAUAUCACUGCACUUAAAGCAAAUUGUCCUGAUGUCGGACCUAGCACAUUGUCUAUAGAGGUUGCUAGACAGCCUCUUUUCUUUAGGGAGACUAAUCCUCAACCUAGAAAGCAUACAUUGUGGCAGACAUCGACUGAUUUUACCGGUGGAGAGGCUAUUAAAUCCAGGAAGCAUUUUUUGCAAUGUGAACAAGGAUUGCUGAUUAAGCAUUUUGAAAAGCUCAUUCAGUGUGAUGAACGUCUUCAGUCUUUAAGCCAACAGCCAGAUAUAACAACGUUGGAUUCACCUCAUUCUGAUUUUGCUUUUGAUAAGUAUGACAAUCUUAAAAAAUAUGAUUUAGAUCAAGCCAAUGGCAAAGGAUCAGUUACGUCUCGUUUUCAGAACACGGGAUCUCCUCAUUCAUCCCUGUCACCAUCAUUUACCUUAGACAGCAAUCCUUUUGAAGGAGCUUCUUCUAGUUCAGAAGGGUUAAAUAGUUCUGAAGCUGAUUCGAAGGGCCCAAAAAACUGGGAUCAAAUAAAACUACAGGGGCUUCGUCAGUCCAUGUCAGUCAGCGAUUUUAUUGGCCAAAUUGACCAAAUUGAACAUCGCCUUUCCGAAGAAAAGGCCUCAGGGAAUCUGUCAUCUUCUGCUAAAAGAAAGGACGUCUGUGUAAUGCUGGAGAACAUUGCACAUCAUCUCCUUACUGACAAUCAUGUUAUAACAGAUUCUGACGAAAUAUCACUUAUGUCUAGGGUCAAUUCUCUUUGCUGUCUUCUGCAAGAGGAUCCUGCAGCAAUGCCAAAUUCACAUGACAAUUCGCAUGACAACAAGAGCUCAGUUGAAGGACCUAAUGAUGGAAACAAUAUUGAACUUGGUCAUGAUCUCGAGUCAACGCAGAGCAACAAAAUCAAAAUAGAUGUGAAGGCUGCCGAAGAGGACUCGAGAAAUGUUUACAGUGGCCAUCAGGCACCGGGCAUGUCUAGGAAAGACUCAUUAGAAGAAUUGCUUCAAAAUCUCCAUGGCCAUCAGGCACCGGGCAUGUCAAGGAAAGACUCAUAUGGAGAUUUGCUUCUGAAUCUCCCUCGAAUAACAUCUCUUCCAAAGUUCUUGUUUAACAUAUCAGAAGAUUAGUCUCAUGUUUGAAAUUUUAGGAUGUUCAAGUAGGCAAAACAAGUUCAAUUUUUAUCAUGGGGUGCACUAGGAUUUGGAAAAUAUUUUAAUGAAGAACCUUGGUGCAACCCAUGUAUUAAACUAAUAGGUACUUUUAGUCUCGUUGACAUUUGUCUGCGUGCAAGUCAAUUAUGCGUUGCCUAGUAAAUACAUUGAAUUUAUAAUUA